Messenger RNA from Paramecium primaurelia, 2096 nucleotides. Lineage: Eukaryota; Ciliophora; Oligohymenophorea; Peniculida; Parameciidae. The record is from the annotation of a GenBank genome assembly.
AUGAUUGUUCAAAAGAAGAUCAAACGAUUAAGACAUAAUCCUGGAUAGAUAUUAUAUGGCAUAUUAUAAUCACAAACAGUAUUUAUGACAAUUUCAUAUUAUAGAUUUUAAGUAUGUUUAUGAUUUUUAGUCAAUUUUAUGUUGUGGGUGAGUAAGAGCAUUCAAAAUAUACAAUUGUAAUUACUGAGACUGGUUGUAGUUUGAUUGCUGUACCAUCCUUAAUUGCAUCAAUGUUAUAUGUAUUAUUAAACAUCUUAUUAAUUGCUAAUCUAUAUUGUUAAAUUUAUGUAAAGAAUUACAAUAGUUUUAAUUUGAAAGAAGAAUUCAUGUUAGGCUUAACAUUAAUAAUAAUUAUAUCUAUUUUAUUGGUUUUGAUAAGCCAAGAUUUAGGUGUUAGGUAUUUUUUAUAAAGUGACAAGUAUUUUAGGAGAUUGCAAUUUAGAAUCUGAGAAUGUGUUUUCUGUUUUUUUAGUCUACUUAAGAGGCAUUUUGAUGAUAAUUUUAUCAAUAAUAUUGAUAAAAUUAUAAAGAAAUUCACCUGAAAUAUUGUAAACAGAAAUAUAUAAGACGACUAUGGAUAAAUUUAUUAGGAAAUACUUACAUACCUAUAUUAAAGUGAAUGUAAGUUAUGCUUGGCUAUUUAUAAUAUCAAGAUUGUUAAUUGUAUUCUAUUGUUUUAAUAAUAAUAGCCAAUAAUUUUGAAUUAUAAUUAAAAUUAGGAAUAAUUAAUUAUGAUAUUGUCAAUUAGUUAAGGAGCUAUAACUAUGAUCAUGACAUUUAUUAGAUUACAUGAGCCAAUUAUGCAUCGACAUGUAAAGUAUUUGUUUAGACCUAAAACUUGUGUGUUAUAAGAGAGACUGCUUGAUAAAAAGAAUGAGCAACGUGAGGAUUCUAAAUGUUAUCAGAAUAUUACUAUUUAAACAUAAGGACAAGAUAUUAUUGGAAUUAAAUUGUAUCAAUAAUAAAAUAAUAACUAAUUUAUAUAAUCCUAAGAAAAAUAAGAUAUUAUAAAUUAAAGGCCUUUAGAAUCUACACUUAUUUAACAAAUUGAGAUAUAAAAUGUUAUAGAACAUAAGGGACAUAAUGAAUUAUUAUUGUUAUUAUAAGCAAGUUAUGAGAUGUUAGAAGAUUUUUAAUAUUGUUAAAAUAGUGAUAUGACUUAUUACUAAUUCAAUAAAAUUUAAUAACGUUUAAUUCCAAUAAAAUAUAAUAAUAAUGAUAUAUUAAUAACAACUUAUGGUUAAGAUAUUUUAAGUUUUAAAUUAAGGGAAUAUUUUGGAAUAAAUUUAAAACAAAUAAAAAAUUCUUUAAAUAUUUCUCUUAAUAUUGAUAAUUUAAGAUCAUAAUAAUUACCUUAAGAAGGUACUCUAUUUAUUACUCAUGACAAUAUGAUUUCUAUAGAAUUUAUUACUAGAGAUUAAAAGAGAUAAUUAACAAAAGGAGGUGGAAUAUAAUUAUUAUGGUAAAGAUUCGAUUAAGAAUUUAUGUGUACUCUUGGUAUAUUUUUACCAGUAAUAUUUGGUAUACAUUCAUAUUGUUUAAAUGAUAAUUAUUAUACUUUAGUUUUUAAAUUAAAUAGGUUAAAAAUAUAAUAUCCAUUAUUAGAUGAAUUAUGGUCUAAUUAAAUAAUUCUAAAUAAUUUAAUUAAUUAAAAUAUAAUUGGAUGGAUAACAAUUGAAAAUGGAAUUUAUAAUAAAAGAUUUUUAGCUUAAGAAGUAAAAGAUGUGAAAUAUGAUAUUACAUUUGAUAAAAAUGAUUAUUUAUUAGAUGAAAAUGAUAAAAUAUCUUUAAUAGAUAUGAUUAGACGUGAUUAUGUAAGUAUGUAAUAAAUGAAAUGUUCUUUUACAUUGUAAUUUGUAUUUACAAAACACACAUCUGAAAGAUUAAAUAGUAUGGCAGGAAAAGAGAAAUAAUUUGAUUAAGAUUAAUCAAUAGCAAUUAAAAAUAAAAAGAAAACCAAAAAUUUGAUUGGUAACAUAGCUUCUUUCGAAUUAAAGACUAAUUUGGGUUUUGUCUAAGUAUUUUGGGAUGAUUGUUGGAAAUAUUACUAAUCUGAUAUUGAAAAACUUAUAUAAGUUAUUAAUGAUAAAUUCUGA